GCGAGACUGCGACUAUCUGGACUGCUGGACUAUCGUUCGGGGUUACCUGAGAGGACAGGCGCUUGACGACAGAGUCCUGACAAGGUAAACAUGUCUCAUAAUGAUGAAGGAUAUGUGGUGCGGAUCCGUGGUUUACCCUGGUCAUGUACACAAGAAGAAGUGGCCUCCUUUUUCUCUGAUUGUGAUAUUGUAGGGAAAGUCAACGGGGUGUGUUUUACCUUCUCUAAAGAGGGAAGGCCGAGUGGAGAAGCAUUUGUGGAGCUGAAGUCAUCGGAAGACUUUAAAAAGGCUUUGGCAAAAGAUCGCAAAUACAUGGGUCACCGUUAUAUUGAAGUGUUCAGGUCAAACCUUAGUGAGAUGGACUGGGUGCUGAAACGUUCUGGUCCCACAGAUUAUGACAGCAGCAGUGGCUGCAUGUUACGUCUAAGAGGACUGCCGUUCGGCUGCAGUAAAGAAGAAAUCGUCCAGUUCUUUUCAGGGUUGAAAAUCGUGCCAAAUGGGAUAACAUUGCCGAUGGACUACCAGGGGAGGAGCACAGGGGAAGCCUUCGUGCAGUUUGCCUCAAAGGAGAUAGCAGAAAAGGCUCUGGGGAAACACAAGGAAAGAAUAGGGCACAGGUACAUAGAGAUAUUCAAAAGCAGCCGGAAUGAAAUGCGAGCGUACUAUGAAGUACCGAGGAGGAUUAUUGGACAGAGACCGAGUCCGUAUGACAGACCCAUGAUGGGACGCGGGAGCUUCUUCGGGCCCGGGCCUGGAAGAGGAGGUGCUGGACUGGACCAGAUGCGUAGCGGAAGCGGUUACAGUGGAGGAUAUGGUGGGUUCGACAACUACAAUGGCUUUAACAACUACUGUUUUGGUAAUGGCAUGUUUGAAGAGCGUGUGCGCGGUGACAGAGUAAGAGGAGGGACGGGAACUCACGGUUACAGCAGCGAUACAAACUCAGGCUUUCACAGUGGCCAUUUUGUGCACAUGAGAGGCCUACCGUUCAGAGCCACAGAAUCAGAUGUUGCUCAUUUCUUUGGUCCUUUAAACCCUGUAAGGGUGCACAUUGAUAUGGGGCCCAAUGGAAAGUCUACAGGAGAGGCAGAUGUUGAGUUCAGAUCUCAUGAAGAUGCAGUGUCCGCUAUGUCAAAAGACAAGAAUCACAUGCAGCAUCGUUACAUUGAGCUUUUCCUGAAUUCAACUUCGAGUGGGCCGUCUGAAAUGGGCCGUGGAGGUGGUUUCUAUAGCAGCUCUGGUGGGAUGAGCUCUAGAGGAAGUGCAUUAAGAGGGAUGUUCUGAAGACCGUUGCAAAACGCGCACUUUUCAACCCAAAGUUGGAGCUUCCAGCUUGGAAGGUCUUUUAAUACGAAUAUGUUUUACAUGUUCCUGUGAAAUACGCCCAAAAUAUUUUCCAAACUCGAAGAUAAUUACAUUUAAUAUACAUAAUAUGAGCUGUUGCAUAUAUAUUGACCGGCUACUGUACAUUUUGCUUAUUGAAUUUUAUAUGACAUAUUCUGUGUCGAGUUCUAUCUAAAGAUACAUGUAUUUUAGCUCAGAAAUUAGUAUGAAUAGCUUGAUGCCCAGGUUGCGCGUGCGUGUGUUUAAAGUUGCACUUUUAUUUAAUUUCCCAAAGCAAUAACAUCAUUUUGGAUGUUUACAUGUUUUUGCUGCUAGGUACAAAUUUCUAAUUGAAACCUGUGAAAUUUACACAUCCCUGGAAUAAAACAUUUUAUUGAUAAAUAUAUUUCAUUUUUCCCCAAAGAAUGUUUAUUGAAUGAAGUUGUAAUGCCAGAAUAAAAUGAGGUAUCUGGCUACUGGACUGAAUAAAAUCAUACGGCAUCAGCGCAUUUCUAUAGUAUAUUUUACAAUGACACUAAAGGAGUCGUGCAGCUCUAAACUACAGUUUUUCUACCAUUAAAAAGACUGUGGUCAGUAAGAAUUGUAAUGUUUCUGAAAGUCUCACCAGUGGUGCAUUUGUUUGAUCAAAAACUAAUUAUAAUAAUGCCAUUUAUUUCUGUAAUGGUAAAGCUACAUGAUCUUGAGGAAGCAAAAUAAUCCGACAUGCUUCUUUUGUCCUUAAUGUUGAAAACAGCCAUUUUCAUGAAUACUAUAAACAUUUUUAGGGCUUUUUGAGGAACAGAAAAAUUUAAAGUACAGCAUUUAUUUUUAAUAGAAAUCUUUUAUAAAUGUCUGUUUGAAACUAAAAAGCUUAGUGUAAUAUUCUAAAGCAUCAGUGAAUCAAACUUGCUGAAUCGGACUUAUCCAAUUUGAUAGUUCAUCCUUUUUUAGCAAGCAAAAGGGCCAAAAGUAUAUAUAUUUUUUUUUAAUCAUGCUAAAAUGUAUGAAAUGACACAUCAGGAUUCUCUAAUUAAACUGCAUCAUAAUUUCCCCACACUGAAAACUGGAGCUUUGAUUCGAAAACGUUUAAAUGUAUUGAGGUAUGUUCUGUAUACAUGUGUAUUUUUGAUUUUUUUUUUGCUAGUUUAGGCCUCUGAAUAAAAAUGAGCUUUUCCCCCUCCACAAAUGUGAGCUCUGUUUCUGCUACAUCAUUUUAAAGAGAUAUAUAAAUGACGUAUAUAUUCUAUUUGAUACUGCAAGAUGUGCAAAGGUCUAAAUGUUUAAUAAACUGUUCAAGUACUGUAAA
Messenger RNA from Danio aesculapii, 2626 nucleotides. It is a transcript of the gene hnrnph3, whose product is annotated as heterogeneous nuclear ribonucleoprotein H3 (2H9). Gene Ontology annotation, biological process: regulation of RNA splicing. The transcript is spliced from 10 exons. Lineage: Eukaryota; Metazoa; Chordata; Actinopteri; Cypriniformes; Danionidae. Gene Ontology annotation, molecular function: RNA binding. The record is from RefSeq and is a predicted model, not a curated record. Gene Ontology annotation, cellular component: nucleoplasm; ribonucleoprotein complex. Bases 91 to 1281 code for a protein of 396 amino acids.